Messenger RNA from Prunus dulcis (almond), 1752 nucleotides. Its product is annotated as ankyrin repeat-containing protein ITN1-like. Gene Ontology annotation, molecular function: protein phosphatase regulator activity; protein phosphatase 1 binding. NCBI's taxonomy places the organism in Eukaryota, Viridiplantae, Streptophyta, Magnoliopsida, Rosales, Rosaceae. The record is from RefSeq and is a predicted model, not a curated record. The transcript is spliced from 4 exons. The coding region runs from base 1 to 1752 and encodes 583 amino acids. Gene Ontology annotation, cellular component: plasma membrane.
AUGGAUCCAGAGCUUUUUGAGGCAAUUGAAGUAAAUGACAAGCAGACUUUCAUCAAUUUGGUUCAACACAAUGAAGGAUUUCUCAGUCAAAAAGCUGGUGAAUCCAAAAACACUGUCUUACACCUUGCUGUGAGGUUCGGGCACGUUGAGCUGGUUUCUGAAAUCAUUAAGCUGUCUCCGGACUUGGUUGCAGUUGUGAACAAUAGACAAGAAAGUCCUUUACAUGAAGCUUGUCGGCAAGGGAUAGCCGAUGUUGUAAUGCUGCUGUUAGAGGCCAAUCCUUGGGUGGCUUGUAUGUUUAACUCUGAAAAUCAAACCCCCUUCUACAUAGCUUGCCGUUAUGGGCAUUGUGAUGUGGUGAAGUUGUUCACAGACCUACCACGGGUACGAGAUUUUGAAGGAGAUGGGGAUUCGAGUCCUCUUCACAUGCCCCUGUCACCAGGCCAUGUGGAUAUUAGUACACCACUUUUGAAUGCACUCUCAAGGCUUGCACGGAAGGCUGACAGAAAUGGAUGUUUACCAUUGCAUUUGGCUUGUGAGAAAGGUCACUUGGAGAUAACAAGAAUACUCUUACAGCUUGAUCCAAACCUUGCUCUUGAAAAGAAUCAUUCUCGUUACACGCCGUUACACUUGGCAGCAAUGAAUGGACAAACCGAAAUCCUUGAGGAACUUUGGUCCAGGUCUGCCAGAUCUUUCGAAGUUCUCACCGGAGAGGGAGAAACACUGUUUCAUCUUGCUGCCAUGUCCAAUAGAUACAGUUCCUUUAUCUUUUUGGCACAAUCUCUUAACAGCACCAAUCUCGUCCACCGGCCAGAUGAAUGUGGAAACACCGUCUUGCAUCUAGCAGUCUCUACAAGGAACUUUAGAGAAUUUAGCAUCAUGACGGGGAACCAGCAUGUUAGGUACAUGUUGAAGAGAAUUGGUGACAAAAUGGCACAAACGCCUAUUGAAUUUAACCUGCACCAAAAUGAACAUGAUUACAGAAAUGGUGUAGCCAACAACCAACCAAUGGAAGACUUCACUACAGUACAAGCAGAUAUUAGGCAAUAUGAGAUAUAUAGAGAGGCCCUACAAAAUACCAGGAACACAAUCACACUAGUUGCCGUUUUGAUUGCAUCGGUUACUUUCACCGCUGGCAUAAACCCUCCCGGGGGUGUGUACCAGGAAGGACUACUAAAAGGACAGUCAACAAUUGGAAGAACAACUGCUUUCAAGGUCUUCACAAUAAGCAACACAGCUGCAUUGUUCUUAUCUAUGUGCAUGGUCAUUGUCUUAGUGAGCAUCAUUCCCUUCCGGCGUAAAACACUGAUGAACCUACUGGUAGUUGCUCACAAAGCCAUGUGGGUGGCAGUGUCACUCAUGGCCACAGCUUACAUUGCAUCCACUUGGGUGAUCUUGCCACACAGUCAAGGAACAAAUUGGACCCUUGAGGCUCUCAUAUCUGUAUGUGCAGGGACUAUGGGAUCUGUUUUUCUAUUUCUUGGUGUCACAUUCACUAGACACUGGUUGAGGAAGUUACAGUGGAGGAAAGAGAGAGGUAAGGUUACCAAGGAAAGAUUGGAGAAAAGUGCGCAAAGAAGAGCACAGAAGAGGGCGGAGAAGACAGCAAAGGAAAGAGUGCGGAAAAGAGGAAUGGCGGAGAAGAGAGCAAAGGAAAGUAGAGAGGAAAGUUCGCAAGAAGGAUCAGACGAGCCAAUGUCUAUAAACUCAGACACUGCCAGUGCUCAAGAUUCGGGAUAUCAUACGUACUGA